UGUUAAUGUCGAAGGGACGGCAACUCGCCAAACCUCCUUCCAUAAAAAUCAAUGGGGUACGUAUUCCACACACUAAAGAGCUAAAGUACUUGGGCUUGAUCAUUGAUCAAGGGAUGAAGUGGAAUCAGCAUAUUGACUAUGCUUGCGCUAAGGCCAUCAAGCAAGCUAACCUCCUGUGUUAUUUAGCAGGGAAGGACUGGGGCAUCGGCAGGAAUAAUCUUAUCAACAUCUACAGGCAGGCAAUCGAGCCAACGGUGCUCUACGGCGCCCCGAUUUGGGGUAACGCUGCCUCUAGGGCACACAUAAAACGUGCCCUCCAGAAGGUGCAGCGGAUCUGCCUCUUACGUAUUACUGGGGCUUACAAGACGGCCCUUACGGCCGCCCUCCAGGUCCUAGCCGGUAUCCCCCCGCUAUUCCUAAAGGCCAUGGCAAACAUGGCAUCCUGGAAGCUGACUCAUCUACCGACCUCUGAUAGCAAGAAGAAAGAGCUUAUUAACUAUUUGAACAUUGGUCUUCUCCCUAACCUGAACAUAGACAAUCUGUGCCACCCCACCGAUUUUGUUUCUCACCCUGCUGUUUCCAUCAACUUCCACCCUGCCCACUACCCUCACUUCAAUAUUGAUAUCAACAUGGAUGUGCCUGCGCCCAACUACAUCAUUUUCACUGAUGGCUCCAGCUCCAGCUCGGGCACGGGGGCAGGGCUGGUCCUCUACGACAACAAGAAAGGCCGAGCAAUUCACUCGGCUAACUUUCGCCUAGCGCCCUUCUGCUCUGUCAUGCAGGCUGAACUUUUUGCUAUUUAUCAGGCCCUCUGCUACGUCAAUAAUAAUAGGAGUCUGGACAAUAAUCGCAUUACCAUUUGUACCGACAGCAGAGCGGCCCUUCAUGGCAUUGCCAGGGGCAGCCUUGGCGGUAAACUCCACGCUCUGAUAAUCAAAGAAAUCACAAAGUGCAACAGGACCAUCAUUGACUUCAAAUGGACCCGGGCCCACUCUGGUGUCCCCGGUAACGAGGAAGCCGAUAGGUUGGCUAAAGAAGCCACCCUCGGCACAUCUGACAUUGUGUUUAGUGAUAUUCCGCUGGUGGCCACCAAAAAACUUGUAUGGAACACCAUGAUCCAAAUGUGGCAGCGCGAAUGGGAGGAAGCAAGUACAGGUAGAAAUACCUUUGGCUUCUUCCCAAACAUCACCCAACGCCUGAACUUAAACCACGUACUCAGUGACUUCAUCACGAGUCAGCUGUUCACCGGACACGGCAACUUUCGGGCCUACCUACACAGGUUCGGCCACGAGGUCUCCCCGGACUGCCAAUGUGAAGAAGACCAACCGCAGGACAAUCUCCAUCUAAUUUUCCAGUGCAGCCGCUUCGAUGAACAGCGAUCAAAACUCCUUCAAGAGACCCUCAAGAUCAGUCACAGAUGGCCAUGCAACCCGACGACUUUGGUCAACAACAAGAAGAUCUACAGCGAGCUGACGUCUUUCGUUAAAGCGACAGGUGUACUAGACGUAAGGAACAGGAACAGCUAG
This is a messenger RNA of Centruroides sculpturatus (bark scorpion), 1526 nucleotides long. RefSeq lists its product as uncharacterized. Lineage: Eukaryota; Metazoa; Arthropoda; Arachnida; Scorpiones; Buthidae. Bases 6 to 1526 code for a protein of 506 amino acids. Gene Ontology annotation, molecular function: RNA-DNA hybrid ribonuclease activity; nucleic acid binding. Gene Ontology annotation, biological process: DNA replication, removal of RNA primer. The transcript has a single exon. The record is from RefSeq and is a predicted model, not a curated record.